Messenger RNA from Procambarus clarkii (red swamp crayfish), 792 nucleotides. Lineage: Eukaryota; Metazoa; Arthropoda; Malacostraca; Decapoda; Cambaridae. The record is from RefSeq and is a predicted model, not a curated record.
AUGCACAAUAAUAAUAAUAAUAUAAAUAUUAAAUCACUAUCCCCCACGAUCCCACAAGACCCUGACUUCGACUCCUCUGACCCUGACGAUGACUCCUAUGAUUUCAGCUUCUAUGACAACGGGUCCCUCUCCUCCGCCUUCGACGACAUCUUCGUCUGCUGCAGCUUCGACAACAGUUCCGUCCCUCCCUACAACAACAGCUGCGUCUCCCAGCACUACAACAACGGCUCCGCCUACCCCUACUACAGCUACGACUUCGGCUACCACUCCGCCUCUCCUUACUAUGACAACAGCUCCUCCUCCUCCAACUACGACAACGACUCGGCCUCCUCCAACUACGACAACGGCUCGGCCUCUCCCUAUUACGACUACAUAUCCGCCUCUCCCUACUACGACAACAGCUCCGCCUCCUCCAACUACGACAGCAGCUCCGACUACGACAACGGUCCCGUCUCUUCCUACUACGACAACGGUCCCACCUCUCCCUUCAACGACAACGGCUUCAACAACGACAACGACUCCGUCUCUCCCUACUACGACAACGGUCCCGCCUCUCCCUACUACGACAACGGUCCCGCCUCUCCCUACUACGACAACGGUCCCGCCUCUCCCUACUACGACAACGGUCCCGCUUCUCCUUUCAACGACAACAGUCCCGCCUCUCCCUACUACGAAAACGGUCCCACUUCUCCAUACUACGACAACGGCUCCAACAACGACAACGACUCCGUCUCUCCCUACUACGAAAACGGUCCCGCCUCUCCCUACUACGACAACAGCUCCUCUUCUUAA